Messenger RNA from Clunio marinus, 1855 nucleotides. The record is from the annotation of a GenBank genome assembly. Lineage: Eukaryota; Metazoa; Arthropoda; Insecta; Diptera; Chironomidae.
GGCUCAAGAGUGUUUCGUGUACCCGGCUCAAAAGUGUUUUUUAAAUCAAUUUGUUUUAAAAUUAUGUCUGACGAGAAUGAUGAUCUCUUGAAUUUUGAAAUAACCGAGGUUGAUUUUGCUGAUGGUCCUCUCAACGAAGAUGAAUUACUUCUUUCAGAUGAAGAAAAUGAAAAGCUCGAAAGUGAAGUUGAAAUUCAACCACCAACAACAACAACAGUAAAACAGUCUUCACCUAAACUACCAUCUCCUCAGCCAAGCUCACCUCCCAUCCCUCAAAAACAAGAAGAAUCAAAGGAGGAACCUAACGAAUCAACAACAACUGUUGUUGAGGAUAAAAAUAUUAAAGUUUCGCAAGUUUUACAUCACCCCCACUCAACUAAUACUCGUCAGCCUUUUAGACACAAAUUUCAGCGUUGGCCAAACCACCCACAGAGAUGGAAUUCGAUAGCGCCACAACAGCAACAACAACAAAUGCCAUUUCAACCGCAAUCAGGUCCUCAUUUCCGGCCUCCACCCAACCAUGUAAUGCAAGCUGGAUCAGGUCCCAUUAGACAAAUGCGACCAAAUUUUCCUCCGCGACCACCCUUCUUCAACAACAACUUCAUGCAGUCAAGACAGCCUUUGAGACCACCUCAAAUUAGACCAAGAUAUUUUUAUCCAAAUCCUGCUCCAAUGAACGAUCCUCAAAUGCCACGCCCACCAUCUUAUGUUCCUUCUCCUGUCCAGGCAAUGCCUAGAAAAGUUCUUAUUAAUCCUAAUUUUAAAGGUGGUGUCGAAGCGGCUAAAAGUCAGCUGAUGAAAGAUCAAUAUUUUUCACCGUCUGCUUUGCCAGAAGAUGAGCUGUUAAGAAAGCAACAAGAAUUCAUCAAUCAUAAUAUGAGGCAGAUCGAGAAACGCCGACACGAACGAACUCCAUCACCAGAAUAUCGACGAGGUUAUUCUCAUUCUCCAUCUCCACCGAGAUAUCGUGAUAAUCGUCGAAAGCCGUUUAGAAGUUAUGAUAGAAAAAGAGACUUCUCAGGUAGUGAAGGAAAGAACAAAGAUGAGAAUCAACCAGAAGAAGAUGAAGAGACACGCGCUUAUCGUCAACAAAUAGAAUCGCAACGGAAGAAGCGAGAAGAAAUUUUGAGACAAAAAGAAAUGAGACGACGGCAACAGGCUGAAAAGGCUAAAGAAACGGCACCAUCUGAGCCUCUUCAACCAAUAAUUGUGACUGACAAAAAAAUUGUGUUAAAACGAAAAUCACCAGAAAGGUCGACGACGCCUCCAUUAAAAGAUGCGCCGAUAACGCCAACAAGAAGGAUCGUUUUAAAACCAUCAAAAGAUGGAAAGGUUGAAUUGAAACCAAUUUUAGCUGACGGUAGCAAAAGAAAGAUCCAAAAGAUUUUAAAUUCAUAAUAAUUUUAGCACAUGACGAGAUCAUUUUAAUUAAUUAUUUAAGUGAUUUUUUAACAAUUUAUAAAUAUGUAUGUAACUAGAAUAAUUUUCUUUGAUUAAAUAUUUUGUUCACAUACGUUUUAUUUUCUCGAAGAAAAUGAAAGGGAAAGAAAAGGAAAACUUGUGAAAAUUUCACGAGAAGUCAUAUACAUAUAUAAGUAUCUAAGUAAGAACAAUUGUUAAUGACUUGGCUAAUGCUUUAGGUAAUUUUGCUUGUAAUGUUAAUUUGAAAUUUUUAUUUGCACAUUUUUCUGCAUUGACAAAUUUUGAAUUUCAUAGGUUUAAGACACAAAAUAUGUAAUAAUAAAAGUAAAAGUCGAAAUUUAAAAUUUUAUCAAGUUUGUUCUUGUAUUUCAUUGCCAGUUAACAUGGAGAUAACGUCGAAGAAUCCAAAAAUGUCAACACAUUCCAUAAGGUU